Jaminaea rosea is the source of this 357-nucleotide messenger RNA. RefSeq names its product DUF1168-domain-containing protein. Gene Ontology annotation, cellular component: nucleolus. Gene Ontology annotation, biological process: negative regulation of protein kinase activity. The transcript has a single exon. The annotation marks the transcript as partial. Gene Ontology annotation, molecular function: protein kinase binding; double-stranded RNA binding; protein kinase inhibitor activity. Lineage: Eukaryota; Fungi; Basidiomycota; Exobasidiomycetes; Microstromatales. The record is from RefSeq and is a predicted model, not a curated record.
ACGCCCGCGGAGCAGCAGGCUGCCGUCUUGUCUCAGCUUCUCGCACACCCAGAGCGAGAAGUGAAGCUCCCCUCUGCCCCGCGCGAAAAGACGCUGCGUGCGCCUCGCGAAACAAUCAAGAAUGUCACUGGCUCCUCGGCAGGCGCUGGUUCUGGUGAAUUCCACGUCUACAAGCAUGCUCGACGUAGAGAGUACGAGAGGAUCAAGCUCAUGGAGGAGAAGGAUGUUAGAGACAAGGAGGAGUCGCGCUUCUUGAUUGAACAAGCUGAGUUGCAGGCCAGGGACGAGGCCAAGACGGGCAAGAAUCGGGGCAAGAGGGAGAAGAAGAAGGCAGCUAGGGAGAGGGCAAAAGCAGCC